AUGGCUUUAGCAAUUAGAGAAAAUAGUAACCAAGAUCUCCGUCAUGAAAUUGAAGAAGAUCGAGUUAUGAGGAUACAAGGAGAAUUUCGUAAGACGAAACCAAUGAUAUUUAAAGGCGAACCAAAUCCUAUGACAACUAAAGAAUGGUUGAGGCAAAUUAAGAGAAAGAUGGAUAAUCAAAGAAUUCCGGGAGACAUUAGAGUUGUUAUUGCUUGUACCUAUCUAGAAGGACAAGCAUACCUUUGGUGGGAGUCGAUUAUGAGUAUGCCUAAUACUGAAAUUACAACUUGGGAGGCCUUCAAAAGUAUUUUCAUGGAAAAGUAUUUUCCAAGUACUAUGAAAGCAAUGAAAGCAAGGGAGUUUGUUAACCUUGUCCAAGGCAACUUAGCUGUUGAUCAUUAUCAGUCUAAGUUUGAAGAACUCAUGCGUUUUACACCAUAUAUGAUCCCUGAUGAUGCAACAAAAGUAAAACGAUUUGAAGAAGGAUUGAGACCGUCAAUUUUGGAAAAGGUUGACAUUUUGAAAUUAAGGAUGCUGAUGUGGUUGAUAGAGCACAUAUAG
Prunus dulcis (almond) is the source of this 561-nucleotide messenger RNA. RefSeq lists its product as uncharacterized. The record is from RefSeq and is a predicted model, not a curated record. NCBI's taxonomy places the organism in Eukaryota, Viridiplantae, Streptophyta, Magnoliopsida, Rosales, Rosaceae. The transcript has a single exon. Bases 1 to 561 code for a protein of 186 amino acids.